Carassius carassius (crucian carp) is the source of this 339-nucleotide messenger RNA. Its product is annotated as interferon alpha-4-like. The transcript is spliced from 3 exons. Gene Ontology annotation, molecular function: cytokine receptor binding. Gene Ontology annotation, cellular component: extracellular region. The record is from RefSeq and is a predicted model, not a curated record. Gene Ontology annotation, biological process: defense response. The coding region runs from base 31 to 327 and encodes 98 amino acids. Lineage: Eukaryota; Metazoa; Chordata; Actinopteri; Cypriniformes; Cyprinidae.
AUUGGUGUAGCAAAGGCAGGGUAUAAAAUCAUGGAGCACAUUGACUACCUGUUUGCUAACGACAGUCAUCCAGAAUCCUGGAACCAGAAGAAAGUGGAGGAUUUCCAGAACAUAGUUUAUCGUUUAUGUAUUAUGGGGAGAAAGCACGAGCGACCCGUGGAUGAUCUUCCCACAACAGGAGAUGCUCUGAAAACCUACUUUGAUAAACUGGCCUCUCUCCUCAGAAACAAGGACUACAGUGUGUGCGCGUGGGAGGUGGUUCGAAAGGAGCUCCUGCUUGUUCUUAAACUCACGCUUAACCUGACAUCAUUCUGUAAAUUAUUCUGAGUAGUUGGUCGU